AUGGAGGAGGCGCCGGUGCUGCUGCUGCUGCUGCUGCUGGGGGCGCGGGGGGCGCCGCUGGAGGAGGCGUCGGGGGGCGUCGCGCUGGGCGGCGGCGGCGGGGGCUUCGGCUGGCGCAACCUCAGCUGCCCGGCCUGCAAGGUCAUCUUCACCGCCCUCGACGCCGGCAUGGAGCUGGAGAGCAGCCUGUCCCGCAUCCAGCAGCUGUCUGUGAGUGUGUGCAUGUACCUGCACUUGGCCCGCCCGGAGGUGUGCGAGGAGAUCAUCCAGCUCUUUGAGCCCGACAUGCUGACCGCCUGGGCCCACUCCAUCCUGCGCCCAUCCGAGAUCUGCGGGCUGCUGGUGGGCUCCCACUGUGGCCACUGGGACAUCUACUCCGACUGGAACGUCACGCUGCCCGACACGCCCAAGCCCCCCGUGCGCCCCCCGGUGCCCCCACGGCCUGGCGCCCCCACGGCCCGGGUGCUCUUCCUCACGGACCUGCACUGGGACCAGGGCUACCUGCCCGGCAGCGACCCAGCCUGCAAGGACCCCUUGUGCUGCCGGGGGGGGCAGCCCCGAGGGGAGGGGGCCGGCUACUGGGGCACCUACAGCAAGUGUGACCUGCCGCUCCACACCCUGGAGAACCUGCUGCAGCACCUGGCUGCCUCCGGGCCCUACGACGUGGCCUACUGGACGGGAGACAUCCCGGCCCACAACGUGUGGGAGCAGAGCCGGGCGCAGCAGCUGCACGCCCUGUGGACAGUGACAGGCCUCAUCCAGAAGUACCUGGGGCCCCUGCCCGUCUACCCUGCCGUGGGCAACCACGAGGCUGUGCCCGUGAACGCCUUCCCUCCCCCCUCGGUGGCUGGCAACCAGUCCUCGGCCUGGCUGUAUGAUGCCAUGGCCGAGGCUUGGCAUCAGUGGCUGCCCCCAGAGGCUCUGGCAACGCUAAGGGUGGGGGGCUUCUACACCCUCCGGGUCUGGCCGGGCCUCCGCCUCGUCUCGCUCAACAUGAACUUCUGCUCCGAGACCAACUUCUGGCUUCUGAUCAACUCCACGGACCCAGCGGGGCAGCUGCAGUGGCUGGUGGAGCUCUUGCUGGAGGCCGAGGAGAGCGGGGAGAAGGUCCACAUCAUCGGACACAUCCCCCCCUCUCACUGCAUGCGCAGCUGGAGCUGGAACUAUUACCACAUCAUCAACAGGUUUGAGGGCACGGUGGCCGGGCAGUUCUUUGGCCACACCCACAUCGAUGAAUUCCAGCUCUUCUACGACGAGGAGACCCUCAGCCGGCCGCUGGGCGUGGCCUUCGUGGCCCCCAGCGUCACCACCUACAUCAGCCUGAACCCAGGGUACCGGGUCUACCUGCUGGACGGGGCCUAUCCGGGCAGCUCCCACAUGGUGCUGGACCACGAGACCUUCAUCCUGAACUUGACAGAGGCCAACACCCCUGGGGCAGUGCCCCGCUGGCAGCGCCUCUACGGGGCCCGGGAGACCUACGGCUUCUCCACCGCCUUCCCCGCCGACUGGGAUCAGCUGGUGCGCCGCUUCCAGGUGGACGAGGGCCUCUUCCAGCGCUUCUGGCACCUGAUGUACAAGGGCCACCCGCCCCGCCAGCCGUGCCACCAGGCCUGCAAGACGGCCCUCUUGUGCGCCCUCCGCACCGGCCGCGCAGGCGACCCAGACCUCUGCCGGCCCCUGAGCCGCGGACUGCCCUUCCACGAAAUCCAGGCCCGGUGGCGACAGCGGCGGCUCUGUUGAGGACGGGAAACGGCUGGGCCUCCUCCGAGGAGCAGGGGACGGGGGAGCGUGCCUGCCGGGGGGAGGCAACGGGGGGGCCUGCGGAGGAGGGAGCCUGCCCCCCCACCCCACGCUGGUUUCCUUGCUUUCCGGCAGCUGGCAAGGCACAGGACGGGGCCGUUGCCUCCGGAGGAAGGGACUUUCCCCAAACCAGACCAAGGUGGAGCUGUAUUUCCCCCCCCCCCCCUUUUUGGAAGACCCAGUUGGGAAGGAGGGAAAGAGGGGUUUUGCCCCCCCCCCUUUCUCCUGCUUUGCCCUGGGAAGGGUCUGGGUGGCCCCCCUCCUGCCCCAAACUCCCUGUUCAGCUCUGCAGCCACCCGGGGGGGGGACUGGAUGGGUCUGGGGGCCUCAGGACUUGCUGCAGCAGGAACCCAAGCCCUGGGGGAGGGGCCGCCUGUGGGUGCCUUGCCCCCCCUCCACUGCUCCUGCCUUGUGGGGGCUCUCCUGGCUCUGUGUGUCUUCUGGGACCCCGUGACCACAGGUGGCUGCAUCCAAUGAAGGUGUUUCACCUGACACAGCCCCCCCCCCCCCCCAGGCAGCGUGUGUGGGAGGGCCCGGAUCCGCAGUCUUUGCACAUGUACAGGGAUUGGCUGCUGCGUGCGUUGGCCAGAGCAAUGCCUUUGUAUUUAUUUAAUAAACCAACUUCUCCAAA
Molecule: messenger RNA, 2431 nt
Organism: Heteronotia binoei (common prickly gecko)
Lineage: Eukaryota; Metazoa; Chordata; Lepidosauria; Squamata; Gekkonidae
Gene: SMPD1
Product: sphingomyelin phosphodiesterase 1
Exons: 6
Coding region: 1-1740 (579 amino acids)
Biological process (GO): sphingomyelin catabolic process; ceramide biosynthetic process
Cellular component (GO): lysosome
Molecular function (GO): acid sphingomyelin phosphodiesterase activity
Source: RefSeq, a predicted model, not a curated record